UAAAUUCAUCUCUUUGUUUAUAUCGCUGUGUGUCGUCUAAUACCCGAGAAAUUAGUAAAAAUUAUUGCGCCGCAGGGUAAAUUGUGUGCCUCCCGCGCGUUUAUCGCAUUCGCGUUACGCGGAAAUCUAAAGGCACUUAUCCCAGCCAAUCAAAAUAAUUCCACAACUUAAAAAAAGUCAGCAUUUCUGAAGUUCACUAUGGGCGCAAGCGAUUUUUCCUGCGCUUUUGUAUUUUUCGCGCGCGUUUUUUACAUAUUUCUAGCUUUUAGUGUCACCAUCAAUGCCAAGGUUUUCGACCGUUGCGAAUUGGCACAAGUUCUACGCAACCAACAUCAUCUGGAUCUGCACGAAGUGGCGACUUGGACUUGCAUUGCCCAGCACUCGAGCGAUUUCAAUACGGAAGCCUACGCGGGUGGGCUGGACGGUGGCUCGCAUGGACUUUUCCAAAUUAGUGAUGUGUAUUGGUGUUCGCCACCUGGCAAAGGAUUCGCCUGUAAUCUGCCCUGUGACCGUUUGUACGAUGCCGAUUUAACCGAUGAUUUAAGCUGCUUGCGUAUUAUUUACGAUGAACAUCAACGGCUCUCCGGAGAUGGAUUCAAUGCGUGGAAUGCAUACCAACAGUUUUGCCGCCAUGGUGUCGAGAAUUACGUACAGGAUUGUUUUUCAAACGAACGUAUAUUGCCAGGCGCCCGGCAACCUGCUGCUCAUAGCCCCUUCGCCAGUGCCCCUGCCCCAUUCUAUACACCAACAGCAUUAUCAAUUCAAUCGAACUCAAUCAGCAGCAGCUAUUCCACACAUAAACGUGGUAAGGUCUACGAACGUUGUGAGCUGGCGCAGGAACUAUACUACAAACAUAAAAUGCCAAUGGAGCAAAUUCCCACAUGGGUUUGUAUCGCUCAACAUGAAUCCAACUUCGACACCUCCGCCGUAGGACAUUUGAAUGCAGAUGGCAGCGCUGAUCAUGGGUUGUUCCAGAUCAGUGAUCUCUAUUGGUGUUCACACGAUCGCUAUAGUGGCGGUAAGGCUUGUGGACUGCAGUGCACUAAACUUCUGGACAACGACAUAACCGACGAUGUCCGCUGCAUCAAGCGCAUACAUAGUGAGCACACGCACAUCGCAGGGGACGGCUUCACCGCUUGGUCCGUCUACAACCGAAACUGCCGUAACCAACAGUAUGACUUAAUAGCCUCAUGCUUCAACGAUCAAACCUUCCAACAUGCAGCUAAAACACACGCUAACGCUGCACCCGUUUCGUUCCACUCCCACACACCGCAAGCAUCCGUACACCAACCAUACCACGCAAAUCCCUUCCUCAAACACAUUGGCAACCCACCGAAAUCCACACCAACACUACAAUACCAACCAACAUCCAUAUACACUUACACACAGACACACAACACAAAACCACACAAGGGUAAAGUUUAUAAACGUUGUGAAUUAGCUCAAGAAUUAUAUUUUAAACACAAGUUUCCAAUGCAGGAUAUAGCUACGUGGGUGUGUAUCGCCCAACAUGAGUCCAACUACGACACAUCAGCAGUUGGACGACUCAACGGCGAUGGCAGCGCAGAUCACGGCCUCUUUCAGAUAAGCGAUCUCUACUGGUGCUCACACGACAACUUUGGCGGCAAGGCUUGCAACAUUCCGUGUGCAAAGCUACUCGACGCUGACAUUGCCGAUGACGUUAAAUGCAUAAGGACAAUACACGAGGAGCACACGCGCAUCUCGGGAGACGGUUUCACAGCAUGGACAGUUUACAAUGGGAAUUGCCGCAAUCAACAGAUCGAACAGGUCUCUGCCUGCUUCGACAACAACAAGAUAAGUAAGACAGAGCAGUUUUUAACUACAACGCAGGUGGGUGGCAGCAAAAACAACAGCAAACAAUCAACAACAACAGGGCUGGCAGUGGCGAAGGGUAAGAUUUAUAAGGAAUGUGAACUGGCGCAGGAGCUGUACUACAAACAUGGAAUGCCGCUAAAGGAUAUACCAACGUGGGUUUGUAUUGCUAAGCACGAGUCUAGUUUCAAUACGGCAGCUGUAGGACGAUUGAAUGCAGAUGGCAGCGCCGAUCAUGGACUCUUUCAAAUCAGUGACCUCUACUGGUGCGCCCAUGAGGAGUAUGGCGGCAAAGCAUGCAACAUUCCGUGCGGCAAACUACUGGACUCGGAUAUCAGCGAUGACAUCGAGUGCAUCAAAACGAUACAUGCGGAGCAUACGCGAAUUUCAGGUGAUGGUUUCACGGCUUGGGUUGUUUACAAUGGACACUGUCGCAACCAGCAAGUGGAACGUGUGGCCAGUUGCUUUCCACCAGAGGAAAUUGCAAAAGCCCAACAUGCUCAGCCAGUGAAGGAGCCACACGCAGUUGGUUUUGAAAAACAAUCGAACAUUGCAGUGGGUAAAGGGAAAAUAUACAGCAAAUGUGAAUUGGCGCAAGAGUUAUACUUCAAACACAAAAUGCCAAUGAAGGAAGUGCCCACCUGGGUUUGUAUAGCGCAGUACGAGUCAAGUUUCAAUACUGCCGCCGUGGGACGCCUAAAUGCAGAUGGUAGUGCAGAUCAUGGCCUUUUCCAAAUUAGUGACCUUUACUGGUGCUCUCAUGAUAGCGUCGGCGGCAAAGCCUGUCAGAUUUCUUGCAACAAACUCUUGGACAAUGACAUCACCGACGAUGUGCGCUGCGUGAAAACUAUUUAUGAAGAGCAUACACGUCUAUCUGGAGAUGGUUUUACCGCAUGGACGGUGUAUAAUCGAAAUUGCCGCAACCAAAAAUUGGAUCGCAUAAGCUCCUGUUUCGACAGCAACGAACUGCAGAAAGCACAUCAAGCCAGUCAAAGUGAACCGACCGCUACGCAUAGCUUAAAAUUACAACAACAACAAACUCAUACGACACCGAGCAGCACGGAAAAAACGAAGCUGCACGUCCUCCCAACAAGACCUUAUGUCAAUAGCGAUCUGUUUCGCACGACGCCAGUGAAGACGCAAGCCACGUCUACCCAACACAAACUCGGCCUUGAAAUGCAAAAACCUAGCACAACAACAAGAGGAACAACUACCCCACCAUUUACGCGAAAAACUCAAACUCAAUAUUAUGCAAAUUUGCUCACCACCACUACAAGGAAGCCUACAACGCAGACAACAGCUAUACGCAAACCAAUAGUAGAAGCAGAGCAUAAAAACAAGCCAACAACAAAUGCUGGAAUAAGCCCUACGAAGCGACCGAGUACAACAACAACAUGGAACUGGCGAAAUCAGUCGCUAGUACAGCCCACAAAAGCGCCUUCAACACAGAAAACAACAACCACCCCUAAGCCACAUACAACAAUAAAACCGAAUGCCAGCGCUAGUGCAACAAGAGCGCCACAUACAACAGCAAGGACCACGAAGCUACCAAAUACACAAAAGUCAGUAACAGCCAUUAGCAGUACCCGCAAAACGGCGCCGGUGACUACAACCCAAAAACCAGCGACUACGAAAAUGUCAUGGGAUUACCAAUGGCAGAAGCCUAAUAGGGGUACCACGAGUAAACCAAGAACAACACAGCAAAAACUAACCACAGGAACUAGAACAACACAAAUCCCUCAAACCAAGAAGUCAAUAAGUACUACAACAACUACAAAACCCACAACUGAGAAAAUUUCGACAAGAACUACCUCAAGUAAAGCUGCUUACACUACCAAAACUGCCACCAUUAGAACCGAACGACCCAGCACAGCUGCCACACGAAGACCUACAACUACAGUGAGAUCGCCGUUAACCCAAAAGACUUCCGUUGUAAUAAAAACUACAACACGUUCCACCACAACAACGCAAAAGACAACAAAACGUACAACUACCAGUCGUAAAAGUUCAACUACAAGAAAUAAUCAACUACAAUACUACCUCACGACUACUACACGAAAACCAACAACUACUAUAAGAACAACGGUAACGCAGAAGCCUUUCGCUUCUUUCGCUACAACAAAAACUAAAACCAUAGCAAAUAAAAAGAAUUUUACCACCACAAAAGUGCCAUAUACAACUAAGAAGGUGUCCACAAUUUCCCCGAUUACGCAGUUUAAAACAAAAUCACAAAACUCCUCAAUCACAACGCGCGCUACUGCGAAAACAACGGCGGCGACAGCAACCAAAAGAACUACCACUACUCGCACAACUACACGAAAACCCGCUUUGUAUGCAACUAGCGCGACGAGUGCAACGAACCGAAAGCCAAAUGUUUCCACAACAAAGGUUAGCACAACAACACUCAAGCCUAAAAUAACGGUAUCUUCAAAAGUCACAACAACAAACCCCUACCAUGACGAUCCCUUCAGUCACCCAUUCUUUGCCAAAUACAAGGAAAAAUUCGAAGUAUUCGCCUUGACAACCACACGAAAGCCAGCGAGCACCACGAAAUAUCAAACCCAAACACGGUUCGGUGAGGAGAGCGAAUACCUUCAACAGUUCCGCAACCACACGGCGGGCAAUGUUAAAACCGUUUAUGCCUAUGCUUUCGGACAAAAUGGCACACUGACAGGACACUACGGAAGAUAGGAGAUGCAGCAAGGCAAAUCAGCUCCACACACUCGAACAAAUAAAUACUCGAUUUUUGAGAUACAUACAACCGAAAAUGGAAUUCAAAUAAUAUUAAGCGCCUAGCGUAGAAGAAAAGUUGCUCGCGAAUUAUGUGAUGCUGUCUAAAUGUGAUUUUUUUAUUAACUGCACUUUAAAAGAGGGCCGGAGUAGAUACAAUUUUGAAAUUACAGCCCUAGUUCAAACUAUUAUUUUUUAAAUAUUUUUUAAUUGUUAUGUUUUGCAAAAUAUUUGUUAAUACCUACAAAUCACCUACAUACUUUCCCCACUGUGCACUCGAAAAGUAUAUUAAAUGUAAGAUCUGAUUAAUAUUUUAGCAUAAUUUUACGGUAAUAAAACAUUAAUAGAAUAUUUGAAUAA
This is a messenger RNA of Anastrepha obliqua, 4923 nucleotides long. RefSeq lists its product as uncharacterized. The coding region runs from base 199 to 4524 and encodes 1441 amino acids. Lineage: Eukaryota; Metazoa; Arthropoda; Insecta; Diptera; Tephritidae. The record is from RefSeq and is a predicted model, not a curated record. The transcript is spliced from 2 exons.